AAAAGAUGCACGUGUGUUUAUUAUGGUUGUCUUGAAGUCGGACUCAUUAAAAUCAAAUCUAUUCCGCAGAAAUCAUCAAUAAUUGUAUAUUUCAACCAUCAAAUGCUUCAAAUCCGGAUUUGGCCGUUUCUCGUCCGCUGAUCGAAAUUUCUACAAGGCUUACACUUUGUAUGUUUCGACUAAAUUUUGUAUGCGGUUACAAAGCUUUGUAUUUAUUUCAACAAAAAGCGUUCUGCUGUCUAUGCUUUCGUUGCUUUCAUACUGUUGAGAGCAAGAUGAAUGAAAGCGGUUCGAAUACUGUCGCAACAAAAAGUUGUGGCGAUCGGAAAUUUUAUUGUUUUCCCAACGAAUAUUCUGUCGAGCAACAAGAUCCCACUGAUUCAAUUAAAACGACAACUUUAUUAAAUGAAAUAUAUGCUAAUAUAUCAAGCCAUGAAGCAACGUUCGAUGGCCCUUUUGGUUCAAAGUCAGUAAUAUACUGUGACUAUGCUGCUUCUGGCCAACCCUUAAAUUUCAUCGAAGAUUACAUCCGGCAGAAUGCUCUCCCAUUUUACGGGAACACACACACCACCAUUACUGCAACAUCAUCACAAAGCACCUACUUUCGACAUGAAGCAAAAGAUAUUAUUAGGAAAUCUAUUAAUGCUAGUGAACACGAUGCCAUCAUUUUCACUGGAAAUGGCUGUACAAGUGCUGUAAAUAAACUCAUACAUGCUUUGAACUUUCAGUUACCUGUGGUUGUCUUUGUUGGUCCAUUUGAACAUCAUUCAAACUUGCUGCCUUGGAAGGAAAUCAAUGCUGAAGUCAUUAGAAUUAAGGAAGACGUAAAUGGACUUGUUGAUCUAAAGUGCCUUGAAAAUGAACUCCAGAAAUAUUCCGGAAAAAGUUGCCACUUGAUAGGAAGUUUUAGUGCGGCUUCAAACAUAACAGGCAUCUUGACUGAUGACAUAGCCGUUUCCAUACUUCUUCACAGAUAUGGAGCAUUGUCUUUUUGGGAUUACGCUUGUGCUGGUCCUUAUGUCAAAAUUGACAUGAAUCCUGUUAUUACAGGAGAAAAUGAAGGGCUUGCCUAUAAGGAUGCUGUCUUCCUGUCUCCUCACAAAUUUGCUGGUGGACCAGAUACUCCAGGUAUUUUGGCAGCUAAAAAGACACUGUUCAAGAAUCCUGUUCCUCAAGAACCUGGCGGUGGCACCAUAUUUUUUGUGACCCGAGACACUCAUCGGUAUCUAAAAGAUGUGGAGAUGAGGGAGGAGGGUGGUACUCCCUCUAUUAUUGGAGCAAUCAGGGCUGGCAUGGUGUUCCAGCUGAAGGAUGCUGUGAGUACCAAAGUCAUUGCAGAAAGAGAUGGCGAAAUAUGCUCAUUGGUAUUAGAACGGUGUCAAAAUAUUCCUGAGCUGAAACUAUUAGGGAGUUCUUCUGCAUCAAGAUUGCCGAUUUUUUCCUUCGUCAUCUCUCAUCCAAAGUCAGGACUGUAUCUGCACCAUAAUUUUGUUACUGCUUUAUUGAACGACCUGUUUGGUAUUCAGUCUCGUAGUGGCUGUGCUUGUGCUGGGCCUUAUGCUUUGGACCUUUUGGGCAUCAAUGAAGAUCUUGCACAAAGAUUUGAUACUCUCCUUGCUGAAAACAGUUUGCUGGAUCGAACUCACUUGCGUAGGCAAAGAGAAUAUUCAGAAAGAGAGGUGCUCCGUCCUGGUUUUGUUCGUAUUGCUUUCCCAUUUUUCAUGCCCGAUGAAGAUAUAAAUUAUGUUGUUGAUGCCAUAGCUCUGAUUGCUAAAAAUGGCUGGAAAUUACUUCCUCAAUACAUUUUCAACCCAGAGACUGGAGAAUGGAAGCAUAAAUUAAAACAAGUUGUUCUUGGAAGGAAAUGGCUUGGGUCAAUAUCCUAUAAAGAUGGAUUUUUCUCUGUCAAAGGGGAACAGUUCAGUGAAAAGCCAGCCAGUAUGAUGGAUAUGUUACGUGAUGCUGAAACACAAUUUCAGAAUGCUGAACAGAUGGCAACCAAGAAAUUUACGCCUGAUCAGCAACUUGUCUUUGAUACAGAGGCAUCUGAAAUAAGGUGGUUUUUAUUACCAAGUGAAGCAACUCAAUACCUUACUGGCAGUCAAGUUAAACCAAUCAAAAAUCCUGUAUUUGUCGUAAGAACUGCUAAACAAAUCCCACAUGCCUACUUAAAUGGCAGCUCAAAUGGCACACUUGACUCACCAUUGAAAUUAGUUGAUGAAAAUUGCAAUGUUCAAGAUGGCAAUGUUGUUUGUCCCGAGAGAGAUAGAUUAUGUUUGGAAGAAGAAAUAAACAACAAUCAAGAAUGCCAAAUUACAUGUAGUCUAAGAAACAAAUUAGUGAUUUCAAAUCCCUCCGAAACUUCUGAAGCCUUGAGGAAAUGCAAAUGGUUUUCCCCUCCUGCUUGCAUCUUCAGGCCUUUCUUGAAAGCUGUGAAUGAAUUUAAUAUGAUCCAACCUGGUGAUAGAGUUCUGGUUUGCCUUUCAGGAGGAAAAGAUUCUCUUUCUUUACUUCACACUCUACGCCAGCACCAGUUUUAUGCCAAGAAAAAGGAUGUGCUGUUUGAAUUAGGAGCCAUGACAGUUGAUCCAAAAAGCCCUUCAUAUGAUCCAAGCCCACUGAAAGGAUAUUUAAAAGCUUUGAAUGUCCCAUACUUUUAUGAAGAGCAAGAUAUAAUUAGUCAGGCGGCCAAUGUUGAAUGUUCAUCCAUCUGCAGCUUCUGCAGCCGACUAAAACGGGGAAGAAUUUAUGCCUGUGCUCGUAGAGAAGGCUACAAUGUCAUUGCGCUUGGUCAGCAUCUUGACGAUCUUGCUGAAAGUUUUCUGAUGUCUGUCUUCCAUAAUGGGAGAUUACGGACCAUGAAGGCACAUUACACAGAUGAAUCAUCUUCUUUGAGAAUCAUCAGACCAUUUGUAUUUGUUCGUGAGAAGGAUCUUCGGCAGUUUAGUGAACAGAAAAAACUUCCUGUAAUUCCUGAAAAUUGUCCAGCUUGUUUUGAAGCCCCAAAGGAACGUCACAGGAUGAAACAGCUUCUAGCAUCUCAAGAAGUUCAAUUUCCCAUGUUGUAUAGAAGCUUGAGGACAGCAAUGUACCCUCUCAUGGCAAUAAAUCAAACUGGUAUUGAAGAUAAACUCUUGGGGAAGUAUUCUAAUUUUUCCUCCAACGACUGUAGCAUUGAUGAUGAUAUUGACUGAGUAUUUUCACUGCAUUAAGG
Molecule: messenger RNA, 3214 nt
Organism: Uloborus diversus
Lineage: Eukaryota; Metazoa; Arthropoda; Arachnida; Araneae; Uloboridae
Exons: 21
Coding region: 171-3194 (1007 amino acids)
Source: RefSeq, a predicted model, not a curated record